This is a messenger RNA of Prunus persica (peach), 1620 nucleotides long. Its product is annotated as protein FAR1-RELATED SEQUENCE 5-like. Gene Ontology annotation, biological process: regulation of DNA-templated transcription. The transcript has 3 exons. Lineage: Eukaryota; Viridiplantae; Streptophyta; Magnoliopsida; Rosales; Rosaceae. The record is from RefSeq and is a predicted model, not a curated record. Gene Ontology annotation, molecular function: nucleic acid binding; zinc ion binding. The coding region runs from base 1 to 1620 and encodes 539 amino acids.
AUGGAUAAAAUCGGUUUUAUCAAAAAAGAUAUCUACAAUCUUGAAUGUAGUGUGAAUGGGAAGCUGAGGAACCACGAUGUUGAACUAGUGACCGAGUAUUUUAUGGCUAAACAGAAAAAAAAUGAGGCUUUUUAUUUCAAGAUUGAGGGAGAUGGGCAUGACAGGUUUAGUCGAUGUUUUUGGGCAGAUGCAACUUCUAGACGGGCGUAUGGGUUUUAUGGAGAUGUUGUUGUAUUCGAUACCACAUUCAACACGAAUCGAUACGACUUGACAUUUGCACCAAUGUUGGGAGUUAAUAACCAUGGUCAGACAAUUGUCUUAGCAUGCGCAUUUUUGAGCAAGGAAACGACUGAGUCGUUUGUUUGGAUGUUUGAGGAGUUUAAGAAAGCCAUGCCAGGUGGGGAACCUAAAACGAUCAUUACAGAUCAAGAUGCGGCAAUGGCCAUAGCGAUUUCAAUAGCCUUCCCGAGUACAUUUCAUCGACUUUGCAUAUGGCACAUCACAUCAAAGUUCUCUGUUAAGUUACCACGUGACGCUUAUAAGGAGUAUUGGCCUGAAUUUCAGAAAGCCAUAUGGGAUACUGACAAUAAGGAUGAGUUUGAUGCAAAAUGGAAUAUUGUGGUUACAAAGGCUGGUUUGACUGACCAUCCAUGGCUAAGUUCAAUGUUUGAUUUAAGGGAAUCUUGGGUUCCAGCCUACGCACGACAAUUUUUUGCUGCUGGAAUGUCAAGCAGCCAAAGAGCGGAAGGUUCUCAUGGUUUUUUCAAGCAAUACAUAUCAAGGAGAAAUUCGUUGAUGGAUUUCAUAAUACGAUUUGAGAGGGCACUUUCUCAUCAACGUGAAAAAGAGUUAGUUGCUGAUCACGUAGAUGCAUUUGAAGUGGCUCAAUCAUGUUUCCUAGAGCUCAAAACAGAGGAUGCGUGUAAAGUUGUGUUCAACGUGAGCGAAAGGAAAAAUUGGGAAACAAGAGUGGCAGAAGUCGUAUAUGUCAAAGAUUCUGACCACGCAUCGUGUAGCUGCAAAAGAUUUGAAUUUGUUGGAAUUAUUUGCAAGCACAUCCUAGCAUUGUUCAGAAGGGACCAGAUUGAAUAUAUGCCCGAUAAAUAUAUUUUGAAGAGGUGGAAGAAAACUGCGAAAUGUGGAUUGGUGUCAGAUGCAAAUGGCAACGAAAUUAAAGACUGUGCAGAUCCUGGCCUUCUAAUAAAGCGGAGUACAAUGUCUCGACUUGCUUCAGAUGUGGUUGAGGAUGCAUUAAUGAGUGAAGAAGGAUGUGAGCUACUGUCAGAGACUCUAAAAAGUUUGCAGGUGAAGUUGAAGUUGCUGAAGGAUGGACCAAGUAAUAACGAAGUUGGAGGGUCCAGCUCUCAAACACAAUAUAUGAAAGACCCUAAGAGAGUGAGGUGCAAAGGAAGGUCGAAAGGAAUAACGGGAGCAAAGGAAAAGGCAAUGAAGCGAGGGAUUAGACACUGUCGGGAGUGUGGACACAUUGGUCAUGAUACAAGACAAUGCCCAGCCUUGAACAUACCGACAUCACCGUCGAACAAUGACGAAUCAACUCCAAUACAUCGUAGUGACCCAUUAUUCGACGAUUUUGACAGGAUGCACAGACCAACUGAAUGA